Messenger RNA from Staurois parvus, 468 nucleotides. The record is from the annotation of a GenBank genome assembly. NCBI's taxonomy places the organism in Eukaryota, Metazoa, Chordata, Amphibia, Anura, Ranidae.
GCGGGCACUGAGUCGUCUGGCAAGACUGCGGGCACCGAGUCGUCUGGCAAGGCUGCGAGCACCGAGUCGUCUGGCAAGGCUGCGGGCACCGAGUCGUCUGGCAAGGCUGCGGGCACCGAGUCGUCUGGCAAGGCUGCGGGCACCGAGUCGUCUGGCAAGACUGCGGGCACCGAGUCGUCUGGCAAGACUGCGGGCACCGAGUCGUCUGGCAGAACAGCGGGCACCGAGUCAACAGGCACGACAGUGGGCACCGGGUCAUCAGGUAUCGGAUUGUCUGGCUCGACAGCGGGCAUCGGGUCACCAGGCAUCAGGUCAUUUGGCUUGCCAGCGGGCACCGCGUCAUCUGGCAAGGCAGUGGGCACCGGGUCACCAGGUAUGACAGCGGGCUCUGAGUCAAUUGGCACGACAGCGGGCACUGGAUCAGGUACCGGAUCAUCUGGAUCAACAGCGGGCAUCGAGUCAACUGGC